UCAGACAGUAAAGACAGAACAGGAUCAUCAGAUCUACAUUGAAGUCAACAUGAAGACUCUCAGCUUUACAGUGGGACUGCUGCUGCUGCUCACUGUUUACUGCGCUGCCAUUCCUAAUGCAGUGAAUGAAAUAGCACCUGGACCAUGCUGCUUUAAAUUCUUCAUGGGAGCGAUACCGCAGCAGGAGAUUGUCUUCAUCACCAAGACUCACAGUAGAUGUCACAAAAAGGGAUUUGUGGUCAGUGCUGCCAAUGGGAAGGAGAUCUGUGUGAAGCAGAAUGUGCGCUGGGCAAAUAUAGCUUACAAUAAACAGCUGGCCAUCAGAGCUUAAUGGUCCUCAGUGUUAAUGAGCAAACAUCUCUGACCGAUCAACUUCCAGCCAUGAUAGAACUGUGUCUGACUUCAACAAUCUGUAUUUCACAUCUUCAACAUCUUUUUCCAAAAAGCUUUGCAAUGUGACAUUUUUAUGCAGCUAUGGUUUUAUGAUUAAUCAUAUGAACCCCUUGUUUUGCUUUCUUCUUAAUCAUUUAAUUUCCCUUUUCUGUUGUUAUAUGCAAUAAUGGAAAAAAUAAAUAAA
Messenger RNA from Thunnus maccoyii (southern bluefin tuna), 577 nucleotides. RefSeq names its product C-C motif chemokine 3-like. Lineage: Eukaryota; Metazoa; Chordata; Actinopteri; Scombriformes; Scombridae. Gene Ontology annotation, biological process: immune response. The transcript has 3 exons. Gene Ontology annotation, cellular component: extracellular region. Gene Ontology annotation, molecular function: chemokine activity. The coding region runs from base 50 to 331 and encodes 93 amino acids. The record is from RefSeq and is a predicted model, not a curated record.